AUUUUGUGUAUAAUUAUGAAUUAAACUAUAAUGAAAUAUAUAUGUAUUUGUGAAAAUUUCUCAUUUUUUUUAUUUAAGUGAUGACUUAGUGAACUUUUAUAACAUCCAAUAGACAAAUAUGUAUCAAUCAAUCAAUGAUUAUGAUCCUAAACGAAAUAAUGGAAAUCGACCAUAUCAUUUACCUACACCUCCUAGUCACAUUUAUGCUCUGCUAAUACUGAUGCUAACUGUAUUUAUAACUGUGAUCAUAGUUGAGAAAAAGCUUCCGAAUGGAUUACUUAUAUCUCAUGAACAUAAGUAUAAGGAUAGGUUCAUUGCGGAAAGAGCUAUGAAUCAUUUGAUAAAUUUAACAAAUAUUGGUCCAAGAAUAGUUAGUAGUCAUGAGAACGAAGUUUUAGCCACUAAUUUUUUUCUUGAUGUAAUAAACAGUAUUAAAAGUAAUGCUAAAAACAAGCAUAUAAUCGAAGUUGAUGUUCAGAAGUCUAGUGGAGCAUUUCAGCUGAACUUUUUAGAUGGUUUGACAAAUGUAUAUAAAAAUGUCAAAAGCAUAAUAGUUAAGAUUGGAUCCCAUAUAAAUUCUCAACAUAGUCUUCUGAUUAAUUGCCAUUAUGACACUGUUGCAGAUAGUCCAGGUGGUAGUGACGAUGGUGCUGGUUGUGUUGUUAUGCUUGAAAUGUUACGUGUUCUCUCACAAUCUGAUAAAAUUCUCAAACACAAUAUCAUAUUUUUAUUCAAUGGAGCAGAAGAAAAUUUGAUGCAGGCUUCACAUGGUUUCAUAACACAACAUAAAUGGGCAGCCGAAGUAAGAGCAUUUAUUAAUUUAGAAGCUUGUGGAGCUGGUGGUCGAGAAAUUUUAUUUCAAGCUGGACCCAGUAGUCCUUGGAUCAUGCAUACUUAUUCUAAUACAGUACCUUACCCAUAUGCAUCAAGCUUAGCACAAGAAAUUUUUGAAAGUGGUGUUAUUCCUGGGGACACGGAUUUUAGAAUAUUUCGUGAUUUUGGAAAAGUGUCUGGUUUGGAUUUUGCUUGGAGUACAAAUGGUUAUGUAUAUCACACUAAAUAUGAUACAGUUAAACAAGUACCUCUUGGAACUUUGCAAAGAACUGGUGAUAAUAUUUUGGCACUGACAAUAGGUAUGGCAAAUGGGCAUCAGUUGUCUGAUAUAUCACAGAAUACUGAAAGUGGAUUAGUAUUUUUUGAUUUUCUGGGAGCUUUUGUAGUACGAUGGCCAUUUAUGAUGGCAGAUAUUAUAAACAUUUUAUCCUUGGUUAUUUCAUUAUAUUCUAUGUUUCGAAAUAUGAAGGUGGCUCAAAAACAAGGAAUUUCUAAACAAUCAUAUGUUAAACACUUGUUUCUAUCAUUUGUGUUUGUUAUAUUAUCUUGGGUAAUAUGCUUAUUUUUCAACCUCUUUAUUGGAUGGAACUUAAUGAUAUUAAAUCGGCAAAUGAGUUGGUAUGCAAGACCAAUGUGGCUGUUUUUUCUCUAUGUUAUACCAACUUUAUUUGUGGGAAUGCUUGUACUUUUACUAUGUACUCGAAAACAGAAAAAGGUCAUCGAGUCUCCAUGGAUAUUAUUUCAAUUAUAUUAUGAUGCUGUUCAUCUUUUCUGGUGUUUUUGUUUAUUUUGUACAAUUUUAUUAAAAAUUCGCUCAGGAUUUAUUGCGCUGUUAUGGGCAAUUUUUGCUGCAGUAGGAAAUUUUGUAUGUCAAUUUUGCUUCAGACAUUAUAGGGAUAAAAAAUGGCUACUACUUCAUAUAGCAACAUUCAGUCUACCAUUUGUACAAUCUUUUUAUUUAGUGUUAGCUGCACUAUACAUGUUUGUACCUAUAAUGGGCCGCAGUGGGGCUUCAGUACCAGCUGAAUUAAUUAUGGCCGGUAUGGUCACUAUCAAAUUCAGCUUGAUAUUUAGUUUUGUCACAAUUUUAAUACUGUUGUGCAAAUCUCCAGAAAGGGUCAUUAAUAUUUUGGCUGGUGUAUUUUUUAUAUCCAUGACUGCAUUAAUAUUUACCCCAUUAGGAUUUCCCUAUUCUGGAGAUGUGAUGGCUCCUGCUCCCCAAAGAUAUAUGAUAUUUCAUACUCUACGUAUAUUUCAUAAUGAAAAUGGUAAAGUUCGUAAAGCAGACUCAGGAUAUUGGAUAGUAGAUAUGGAUGUUAACAGUCCGACUUCAGUACAAAAUUUAGUUCCAGAAAUGAAUAAGCUGACCAGAGAUCUAAAUGCAUGCUCUGAGGAAUUAUACUGUGGAUAUCCUUAUCUAUUGCCAGUUAUGAAAUUUCUUUCCUUAACGCAUUGGAUUCCAGCACCGGCACCCAAUUUACCAAAAAUAUCAGAUAUCACGUUAAAUAAUAAACAAUUAGUGAACCAAAAUGUUUGGAGAUUUAACUUUACAGUUACAGGUCCUUAUCAUAUUGGUUUGAUGCUAAGUCCUCGCCCAGGUGUAAAACUUAUAAAAUGGAGCAUAGAUUCCAGUAUUCCUCUAAAAGGAGAACCGUUUCAAGGACGUGAUACAUAUUUUGUCUAUUAUGGCUGUGCAUCUGAUCCACAACCUUGGACUUUUGAUCUGGAUUUAGCUGUUGAGGGAUCUGAUUACCCUGAAUACAUGCUUGAUGUAGCGGUUUGUGGACAUUAUCUAUAUGGUGAGUACAAAGUUAAUAAACAAUUUGAGAAGUUUAUAUCAACAUUCCCUUCCUGGACGACUGUUACGAGCUGGACAUCCACAUAUAAUAGCUAUAUUUUCUGAGUUGAUCCAAAGUAAAAGUUUAGUGAAUUAUUACUGCUUCUUAAAAUUCUCACAUAGUCAAUGAAUUAAUUAUAGAUUAAUUCAAUUUGAAAUUGUUUAUUUCAAUCUACUACAAAGAAUUUUC
Ctenocephalides felis (cat flea) is the source of this 2861-nucleotide messenger RNA. Its product is annotated as endoplasmic reticulum metallopeptidase 1-like. Bases 119 to 2737 code for a protein of 872 amino acids. Gene Ontology annotation, molecular function: metalloexopeptidase activity. Lineage: Eukaryota; Metazoa; Arthropoda; Insecta; Siphonaptera; Pulicidae. The transcript is spliced from 15 exons. Gene Ontology annotation, biological process: proteolysis. The record is from RefSeq and is a predicted model, not a curated record.